Cryptomeria japonica (Japanese cedar) is the source of this 1530-nucleotide messenger RNA. RefSeq lists its product as uncharacterized. The transcript has a single exon. Bases 457 to 1011 code for a protein of 184 amino acids. Lineage: Eukaryota; Viridiplantae; Streptophyta; Pinopsida; Cupressales; Cupressaceae. The record is from RefSeq and is a predicted model, not a curated record.
AAGAGAUAAAUCUGAGACUCUUGAAAGGACACGAUGCCUUUAAGCAGUGGAACAGCUGGUUGUGUGUUGUUUAAUAAUGAUUGUCAUGAUUGGAGAUAGUGGUGGAAGGCAUAUAUGCCAUGCCCAUUGGAUUCUCUUUUGUUGGGUGUUUUAGACAUAUUCCUUCAUGAUCAUCAAAAUGAUGAACAUAUUAUAGUUGCUGAUGUAACGGUUGGGUCAGAAUGAUGGAUUCAAUCAAUCAAUUUAGCAAAGAAAACUUAUAUUUUUUUCAUUUCUUUAUGAUUGUUCUUCUCAGAAUCUUGUUGGGUUAAGGAGAGAGCCUCAUAUGGCCCACUGGUUAUUCUAAACCAGGCUGUUUUGAUCUUGGCGAGCAUUUUUUAUAUAAAUCUUGAUCACCCAAGUUCAUAAUUUAAGGGUUGGUUUAAGAUUGGUUGUGGUAUUGAAGCACAGAAGGCAAUGGCUGGGACACCAAAUGCUCUGUCCCAACUGAUUUGGAAAAGAAAUGCAGGGGUUCUUGAUUAUGUGCCCAUCAGUACUGGAAAACCAGAGGCAGGGGGUGGGCAAAAGAAGAGAUUUGAGAAGGUGGAUAUGGGCUUUUGUUGCUGUUUUCAAUCUUCUGAUUGUUCUAAGAUUAUAUUCAUUUCAAGAGAUGACAGGCUUGGAAGGUUCUGGAACUGGUUUUGGGGAUGGAUUGCAGCUAAGAAGAAGUUUGUAAAUUUGUCCUGUAUUUGCACAAAAGGGAAAGUUGUGUUGGGUUCUGCAAGAGGAGCUUGGAGGCGUUUGUUUUGGAAGGUGAGGUCUGAGUUGAGGAAAUCCAUGAGGCCUACAACAGUGCAGAAGUUUACAUAUGAUGUUUAUAGUUAUUCUCAGAACUUUGAUGAGGGAUGUUGGAAGAAUGAUCAAGAUCUUUAUUCUUCUGCUCAUAAAUUUGCCUCUGCCGCUAUAAACAAUGGCCCUAAUGGUGAGGUUGUGAGGCAACAUUGUGUGGGCGAGCAGGAAAUGAUGCAGUAGGGUUCAAUGUUAUUUGUUCUCUGAUUUGAAAGAAGUUAGAAAGUAUAUGAUAGUGGCUUAACAUAAUGUAUUUACUAGGGAUGUUUCAGGUAUUUUCAUUUCUAGGGAGGGUAGCUUAUUUUUUGAGGCAUAUCAUUCUUUCUACUGAUAAAAAUGGUUACCAGGAUUUUUCAACAUCCAGACAAGUUUUUUGGUUUUUCUCCUCGUGGAGCAAUUUUUUUUGUUGGAGGCUGAAUAAGGGAGAGGGAGAGACUUUGGUAUGUUUAGAGCUCCUCCAAACUGUGAUCAGGUGGUUCUCUCUCUUGUGAAUGAUGAACUAAGGCCACUGAAUCGAUUUUGUUUGUUAAUGUGCUACACUGUUACUAUUCCCUGGAUUUUGGAGUUGCAAUUCUGUGUUUUUUUGUAGUGCCUAUUGCUUAUAGAUAUAAAUCUAAAGAAUCAUGAGUCUCAGAAAUUUUUGUAAAAUCUCACAAACCUACUGAAAGUCCUAUUAUACCCUUAUAGAUUGAUAUUUGAAAA